Messenger RNA from Piliocolobus tephrosceles (Ugandan red Colobus), 3587 nucleotides. RefSeq names its product DNA polymerase eta (gene POLH). Gene Ontology annotation, molecular function: DNA-directed DNA polymerase activity; damaged DNA binding. Gene Ontology annotation, biological process: error-prone translesion synthesis; response to radiation. The transcript is spliced from 11 exons. Gene Ontology annotation, cellular component: site of double-strand break; replication fork; nucleus. The record is from RefSeq and is a predicted model, not a curated record. Bases 376 to 2514 code for a protein of 712 amino acids. Lineage: Eukaryota; Metazoa; Chordata; Mammalia; Primates; Cercopithecidae.
GGAAGUGGCGGCUCCCGGGUGAAGGUUGAGCCUGGAUGGGCGGGGCGGGAAGCGGAAGGGCCGCGGUGCGCAGCCGCGUCAACGGCCCUUCAUAACGCGCGCGCUGUCUGACCUCAGUCUGGCAGCUUCGUAGCUGGGCGUGACGCUCACGACUUUAAGCUGCUGGGGGCGGUUGUCCGGGCAAGAUCCUUUACGACCCCUUCUCAGUUUCUCCGUCGUCACAGCGAAUAAAUCUCGCUCGAAAGUCACUGGCCCGCUCCCAGAAAGGCGAAAAGAUAUUCAAGAGCCCUUCCGUUUUCCUUCCAGUGGACCCCGAGCCCAGCAUUUGCGGCAUCUGCUGCUGGCAGUUUUGCCAGUUGUUUGUUACCUUGAAAAAUGGCUACUGGACAGGAUCGAGUGGUUGCUCUCGUGGACAUGGACUGUUUUUUUGUUCAAGUGGAGCAGCGGCAAAAUCCUCAUUUGAGGAAUAAACCUUGUGCAGUUGUACAGUACAAAUCAUGGAAGGGUGGUGGAAUAAUUGCAGUGAGUUAUGAAGCUCGUGCAUUUGGGGUCACUAGAAGUAUGUGGGCAGAUGAUGCUAAGAAGUUAUGUCCAGAUCUUCUACUGGCACAAGUUCGUGAGUCCCGUGGGAAAGCUAACCUCACCAAGUACCGGGAAGCCAGUGUUGAAGUGAUGGAGAUAAUGUCGCGUUUUGCUGUGAUUGAACGUGCCAGCAUUGAUGAGGCUUAUGUAGAUCUGACCAGUGCUGUACAAGAGAGACUACAAAAGCUACAAGGUCAGCCUAUCUCAGCAGACUUGUUGCCAAGCACUUACAUUGAAGGGUUGCCCCAAGGCCCUACAACAGCAGAAGAGACUGUUCAGAAAGAGGGGAUGCGAAAACAAGGCUUAUUUCAAUGGCUCGAUUCUCUUCAGCUUGAUAACCUCACCUCUCCAGACCUGCAGCUCACCGUGGGAGCAGUGAUUGUGGAGGAAAUGAGAGCAGCCAUAGAGAGGGAGACUGGUUUUCAGUGUUCAGCUGGAAUUUCACACAAUAAGGUCCUGGCAAAACUAGCCUGUGGACUAAACAAGCCCAACCGCCAAACCCUGGUUUCACAUGGGUCAGUCCCACAGCUCUUCAGCCAAAUACCCAUUCGCAAAAUCCGUAAUCUUGGAGGAAAGCUAGGGGCCUCUGUCAUUGAGAUCCUAGGGGUAGAAUACAUGGGUGAACUGACACAGUUCACUGAAUCCCAGCUCCAGAGUCAUUUUGGGGAGAAGAAUGGGUCUUGGCUGUAUGCCAUGUGCCGAGGGAUUGAACAUGAUCCAGUUAAACCCAGGCAACUACCCAAAACCAUUGGCUGUAGUAAGAACUUCCCAGGAAAAACAGCUCUUGCUACUCGGGAACAGGUACAAUGGUGGCUGUUGCAGUUAGCCCAGGAACUAGAGGAGAGACUGACUAAAGACCGAAAUGAUAAUGACAGGGUAGCCACCCAGCUGGCUGUGAGCAUUCGUGUACAAGGAGACAAACGCCUCAGCAGCCUGCGCCGCUGCUGUGCCCUUACCCGCUAUGAUGCUCACAAGAUGAGCCAUGAUGCAUUUACUGUCAUCAAGAACUGUAAUACUUCUGGAAUCCAGACAGAAUGGUCUCCUCCUCUCACAAUGCUUUUCCUCUGUGCUACAAAAUUUUCUGCCUCUGCCCCUUCAUCUUGCACAGACAUCACCAGCUUCUUGAGCAGUGACCCAAGUUCUCUGCUAAAGGUGCCAGUUACCAGCUUAGAAGCUAAGACCGAGGGAAGUGGCCCAGUGGUGACAGCCACUAAGAAAGCAACCACAUCUCUGGAAUCAUUCUUCCAAAAAGCUGCAGAAAGGCAGAAAGUUAAAGAAGCUUCACUUUCAUCUCUUACUGCUCCCACUCAGGCUCCCAUGAUCAAUUCGCCGUCCAAGCCCUCAUUACCUUUUCAAACCAGUCAAACUACAGGAACUGAGCCCUUCUUUAAGCAGAAGAGUUUGCUUCUAAAGCAGAAACAGCUUAAUAAUUCUACAGUUUCUUUCCCCCCACAAAAUCCAUGGUCCAACUGUAAAGCAUUACCAAACUCUUUACCAAUAGAGUAUCCAGGCUGUGUCCCUGUUUGUGAAGGGGUAUUGAAGCUAGAAUCCUCUAAAGCAACUCCUGCAGAGAUGGAUUUGGCACACAACAGCCAAAGCAUGGAUGCUUCUUCAGCUUCCAAAUCUGCGCUGGAGGUGACUCAGAAAGCAACCCCAACUCCAUGUCUUCUAGCUGCUGAGGACCAAGUGCCCUGUGAGAAGUGUGGCUCCCUGGUACCAGUAUGGGAUAUGCCUGAACACAUGGACUAUCAUUUUGCAUUGGAGUUGCAGAAAUCCUUCUUGCAGCCCCACUCUUCAAACCCCCAGGUUGUUUCUGCCAUAUCUCAUCAAGGCAAAAGAAAUCCCAAGAGCCCUUUGGCCUGCACUAAUAAACGCCCCAGGCCUGAGGGCAUGCAAACAUUGGAAUCAUUUUUUAAGCCAUUAACACAUUAGUGCUGCCCUCAGGCUUGCCUUUAGGAUUUAAUAUUUUUUAUCUCUACAGAUCUUUAAUAUUUUAUCUUUACAGAUUUCCCUGAGAAGGGGAAUUAUGAAAUUUUUAAUACAAAAAAUAAUCCAUUUAGGUGCCGAGUUACAGUCCCAUCUCUUCACAGGCGUGGAUUCUAAUGCCACUGCUGAUAGAGAUGUAAAAAUUCAUCCUACCAUUGAGUUUUUAAUCUUUAGCAUUUAGGGAGGCAGUGUCAUAUAGUAAAAAGUGUGUGGGCCUUGGAGUCUAAGAGACCUGGUUGCAAACUUAGCUCUGCUUAUUACAAUGAGGGCCUUGAACAAGUCAUUUUUUCACUUUCUUAUCUGUAAAAUGGAGAUAAUACCUUACAGAUUAUUGCAGAUUAAUAACAAUGUAUUCAAAUUAUAUAACUUGGCCAGGUACAGUGGCUCACGCCUGUAAUCCCAACACUUUGUGAGGCCGAGGCAGAUGGAUCACCUGAGGUCAGGAGUUCGAGACCAGUCUGGCCAACAUGGCAAAACCCUGUCUCUACUAAAAAUGGAAAAAUUAGCCAGGCAUGUUCCAGGCACCUGUAAUUCCAGCUACUCAGAGGCUGAGGCAGGAGAAUUGCUUUAACCCUGGAGGCAGAGGUUGCAGUGAGCUGGGAUCAUGCUACUGCGCUCCAACCUGGGGCAACAGCACAAGGACUUCAUCUCAAAAAAUAAAAAAUACAGGCAAUGCCAGCACUUUGGGAGCCUGAGGCAGGGAGAUCACGAGAUCAGGAGUUUGAGACCAGCCUGAGCAACAUGGUAAAACCCCAUCUCUACUAAAAAUACCAAAAAAAUUAGCUGAGCAUGGUGGCACACGCCUGUAAUCCCAGCUACUCAGGAGGCUGAGGCAGGAGAAUCACUUGAACCUGGGAGGCAGAGGUUGGAGUGAACUGAGAUCACGCCACCGACCGCACUAGAGCCUGGGCAACAGAGUGAGACUCCGCCUCAAACAAAAACAAGAACAAAGUUGCCACAGAAAAGGGACCAAGUUUAAAAAAGGGUUAUAAAUGUAAUGAGACUUGCAUAGUUAAAAA